Molecule: messenger RNA, 7050 nt
Organism: Gavialis gangeticus (Gharial)
Lineage: Eukaryota; Metazoa; Chordata; Crocodylia; Gavialidae
Gene: ELK4
Product: ELK4, ETS transcription factor
Exons: 4
Coding region: 187-1533 (448 amino acids)
Biological process (GO): regulation of transcription by RNA polymerase II; cell differentiation
Cellular component (GO): nucleus
Molecular function (GO): sequence-specific DNA binding; DNA-binding transcription factor activity, RNA polymerase II-specific
Source: RefSeq, a predicted model, not a curated record
AGGCGAGGCAAGGCAGCUGGCUUCCAGGCUCUCAUUUCUGCAGGCAACAUCUUCCACAACUGGUGAUUAAUAAUUUUGACUUCUGCUCCCUUGGGGAAUAAUAUUUCUGCGCUUACCCCAUGCAACAGACAUGUGGGGAACAGCGCUCUUAAUAGCCCAUCGCCUGUCUCGUUUCAGCUCACUGCUAUGGACAGUGCUAUCACCCUGUGGCAGUUCCUCCUCCAACUCCUCCAGGAGCCUCAGAACAAGCACAUCAUCUCGUGGACCUCCAACGACGGGGAGUUCAAGCUGCUGCAGGCGGAGGAGGUGGCCCGGCUGUGGGGGAUCCGGAAGAACAAGCCCAGCAUGAACUAUGACAAGCUCAGCCGUGCGCUCAGAUACUACUAUGUGAAGAAUAUCAUUAAGAAGGUGAACGGACAGAAGUUUGUGUACAAGUUUGUGUCUUAUCCGGAGAUUCUGCACAUGGACCCGUUAGUGGUGGGCAAGAUCGAGGGAGACGCCGAGGUGGCAGGCUUUGCUGAGGUCAGCGGCACACCCAAGGACACGGAGAACUGUGGGAAAGAGAAGACCCAGUCUUGUGCAAAGUCAUCCAGCCGCAAUGACUAUAUCCAUUCGGGCCUGUACUCGUCUUUCACCCUUACCUCCCUGAACUCCUCCAGUGUCAAACUCUUCAGGUCAAUCAAGAUUGAGAAUUCAGCUGAGAAGCUGCCGGAAAAGAAACCUGCUCAGGAUGCAACUGCCUCCGUCAUCAAGUUUGUAACCAUGCCCUCCAAGAAACCUUUGGCUGCUCCUCUCGUCUCGGCCCCGUUGAUGGUCUCACCCGCUCCGACUGUCCCUUCCAUUUCCACCAUGUCUGCCCUUCCGACAGGAACAGAAGAAGUUCUCCAGCCCUUGGAGACACUUGUUCUACCUAAACUAACUGCUCCUGAAGCCCCAGCCCCUUUGCCAAACUUAACCACCAGCUUCACCCCAACUCCCCCUGUAUCCUCCAUUUCUCCCACUCUGCAGGUCCCUUCUUCUCCCCCAUCACCGCCCUUGAGUUCUAACCCAGACCUGGAUAUCGACACGGACAUAGAGUCGGUGGCUUCCCAGCAGCUGGAGCAAUCCCAGAACCUCCAGCACCCAUCUCCAGAGCCCAAAGAGCAGGAUUUAUCCAUGCUGGAUAAGGACCUUGCCAACCACUUCUCACGAUCCAAGAAACCUAAAGGACUGGAGCUGGCCCCGACUCUGGUCAUCACUGGCAGCGAUCCAAGCCCGCUGGGGAUACUAAGCCCUUCUCUGCCAACUGCCUCUCUUACUCCAGCACUUUUUUCACAGACUCCCAUCUUGCUGACCCCAAGCCCCUUGCUCUCCAGUAUCCAUUUCUGGAGUACGCUCAGUCCAGUUGCCCCUCUCAGUCCAGCCAGGUUGCAAGGUGCUAACACCCUUUUUCAGUUUCCAUCAGUGCUGAACAGUCAUGGGCCAUUCACUCUCUCUGGACUGGAUGGACCUUCCACCCCUGGCCCAUUUUCCCCAGACCUGCAGAAGACAUAGCACAUGACCUCACAGAAGGACAAAUUGGGGAGCAAGGGAAAGAGAUGACAUUCAGUGUAAUCCAUGUUUUUAAAUGAGCAAUUUAUAAUUCCACAGAGAUGAUAAGUAGACAUGAUUUUUGCCAUUCCCAGCUACAAUGCCUUUUGCAGAAUUCCCUUUUUUUGAAGACUGUAUUGGGAAUGCACAGGGAAACGCCUUAACUGGAGUCCAGGCUCCGCAGACUUUUCUCUCCCUCCUUGGUUAAGAAGACUUUUUAUUUUGCUUUGACUAAAGGGAGUUUCUGUCAGUGAUGCAGUGACUGGAUCUGCGUUGAUUGCAGCAGACGGUGUCAAAGAAGUCUCUUCUCUCUGACCCUGGAAACCCUCCGUUCUCCUGCCACUCCUACUAGAUGAGAUGAAGAACAAUUGUGAGUGAAGCUGGUAUUCCAAGAAAUGCGUGGUCAGGGGGUCUGAAUGCAGCUCUUCCAUGGGUCUGCCAACUUUCAGAGCCUCAAAACAGCUAACGUCCUAUCUGCUGUAACAAAAAUCUCAUCUCGCUGGGAGACAUUUCAAAGGAUGUACUUAGUGAUGGGGUGGGUGAGAAGCGGACACUUUCUGGCUGGGGUUGUACAUGGGCAAUUGGGCAGCAAGUCUGCCUCUCUUGGGUUGGUUGGCACUGACAUGCCUCCAUUCCCCCCCAGGCCUGGAGCGAGGAAGCAGGACUUGGAGACAAAAGGGAAUGGGAUGAAUUUGUUUGGGGUGCUGGAAUUGUUUGAAUGCUAAGAGCCAGCUGUUUCCUGGUCCUCCACAUCUGCACAAAGCCUGUAUGUUGGCGGCGAGAAGGUUUUUUGAGCAGUAGCUGGUUUCUAGGGGUGGGGGUUGUCUGGGUACUGGGUGAGGUUGCUGUCUUGCUGCUGCGCUGGAGACCUUAAUGAGAGAGAACGCUACGGUUCUGCUCUUUUCCUACCAGCGUGGUACCCAAAACGGAAGAGCCUCCCCUCCCACUUGCCCCAGCUCUCAUCUCAGGUUCUGGUUUAGAGCUUUGCUUUUCAUCUGAGGAGGUGUCGAUAACCAAGACGCACAGAUUUGGUGUAUGGUGCUGAAGUAGGGAACAAACAAAGCUGCAUCAGCAUGAAGGUCCAGGCGUGCAUGGUCUCCAGGUGGCUGCCUGUGGGGGUUGCUGUCAGUGUUCUUGGGAGCUGUUUUUUAGUAUUCGUGAAGUGAGAUUUGCACCUGGAAUGAAAACCUCCACCAGCCUUUUGUGGAGGAGCUGAGGCAGGAAGGGAGAGUGUCAACCCUCUUGCCUCCUGCUCUCUGCCUCCUAAUGGGAUGUCUCAGGGUUUGGGCAUUGGGAUUUAUACCCUUUUGGGUCUGUCAUCCAGCAGCUGUCAGGCAACGGUUUCCAUUUGCUGUCAAUGUACGUGCAAUGACUUGGUGGCCUCAAAUGACCUUUUGGCUAGCAUGUCCAUUGGAAAUGCUGGAGGGUACCACAGUGCCCUCUGAUUGGCAUCCUUGCUAGCUGUCUUAGAUGCUGAAGACUGAAUGAUCAUGGGAGUGGUUACUCCAGAGUGGAGGUGAGGGAGGCUUGCAGCGCUACUUCCUGUAUCGCACCUGUCCUUUGGAUGAACAGAGGACUUAAAUCUCCAGGACUUUCAAUUUGGCACUUUUUGCAAGCUCUUAAGUGUGUGUGUGGGGGUGUGUGUGUGUGUGGGUGUGUACUUGUACGCACCCGUGUGAGCACUUCCAAGACUUAAUGUGGUACAAGUGGCCUGUCGUAUGCUAGCAUUGAAACGUAACCCUGUAUUGUUCAUCUUUUAAUACAUCGCCCUUGAGAAUUGGAUGUUAAACGCCCCUGCCCAAAACAAGUAAAAGAGUAUGCCUAGCGUCAGAGAGGGGCAGACAGUCAGCAGAGGUGGUGAGCAGCCUGCUUUUUAAGGCACGUUACUGCUUCCAGUUUUGGACAUCAGCAGGUAGUGAUUAGAAGUCACAAGCCCUUGGCUCUUAACAUGACAAUGUGCAAUAUUCACUGGUUAUUAAGGUAGACAUGCAGAAAGAGAGCUGCAGGUAGUAAUUGAGAGCAAGCAUCUGGGAUUUGUGGGUUUACAUGUAGUGGCUUAUGUGCCUGCUCUAAAAAAAGAAGUGUGUGUGUGUGUGUGUGUGUGUGUGUAUGCCUGUGUGUGGAUAUAGGUGUGCGUGUGUGUAUAUCUAUAUCUAUAUCUAGAUAGAUAUAUAGAUAUAGAUUUAUAUAGAUAUAAUCUAUAUAUAAUUAGCAGCACUUUUGAUGGUUGUAUUAGGCUGGCCAAGUUUAUGCCCAAUAAGUGUGAUGCCUGGAGGGUGGCAUUGCAGAAUAAGGAUUCUGUUUUUAAAAAAAAGUCAUGAGCACUAGAGUUGUAGCAUGAUUGCUUCCCUCUUCCUGCGCCCCUGAAGACAAGCCAAGGUUCUUUGUUUAAAGUAUACCUGUGUGUAGGUGUGCGCUCGCACUUUCUCACCUACCCUUUUUUUUGUGGGUUAUAAAAUUUUCAGUAUGUGUGUGCAAGCGAACUAAAUGCAAACCCAUCUUGGCAGUCUUUAGGUUCGCUUGGUCCAGUAGAGUGAUGCCAUCUCUGCAACUUCAACAGGAAGUGUGGCCACGGUGGGUUUGGCAGUGCACUGGCUGGGACGGGGUUGGGGCACUGUGUUGUUUGAUUAUUGGGGAAUAACGUCUUCAUUGGAAGUUACUUUGCCCCUCUUGGGAUUUUCUGCUUCUUGACAUACCAUUGAGAAGACUCUUGUCCCCUAACCACUGCUGAGAAAAAGAUCUCCUUUUUAGAGCUGUUCGGUCAGCAGGUAUCCUUGGAUGGCAGCAGGCAGAGGUGACUGCGGAGAGGCUAGUUUGCUUAGCUUUUCCCCAUCACGACUUCCCAGAUCACUGUUAAACAAGUGACUUGGUCUUGUACAUGUUGCCUCAUUAGUGAGAUGGCUUGUAAACACACACUUAUUUGAGAAGGACACGACUGCCAACGGUUUGGGAUGGGAACAUUCCUGACAACACAUGGUGUAGGUGUAACUUUCUGUGAGUCUCUACUACCCUCCCAGCUUCCUUCAGGGUGAUCUGGCCGGUUCCUGCUACUUGUUCUUAAUAAGGGGCUUUUAUUUUAUUUAAGGCUUUAUAGUGCCAUUGUGCAUUGUUGGCUAAAAGGUAACAAAAAUGGCUAUUGCUGUAUAUUGCAGUUGCUGCUGCAUAAUAACCUUGCAAAGUCACGGAGCUUGCCCUGCCGCCGCCUCUGCCAUAUCUGCUCCUUUCUCUUAGGAGGCUUGAAUCUCCCUGGGUGUCAUUCCCACAGCUUUCCUGGCAGCUGGAGAUGGGCAUCCUGAGGGAGGUGGUGUAUGUGGCAUAGUCUGCCGCUAAAGGAAUCCAAUUUGUUCCGUAUCCACUUGCCUGCAGGGAGGGCAAUCCCAGUCUGAGGGAGGCAGAAGGGAAUGUAGAAGGAGGUUGUCUGUUCAGCAGAAGGGCCACUUGAGACUGAAUGCUCUUGUUUUGAAAAUUGUUUUUCAGAGGUAGUUGCUGAAUCUAGUUCUCAUGCACCAUCCUUAGUUAGGGUUGUGUUUUGCAGUCAGUUUGGAAGCAAGCUAAGAUUGAGUCCUUGAAUUCCAGAACUCUUGAUUAUACACCGAACAUCGAAGGGCUUUGACAUCAGUGCAUUUCUGAAUGGGAUGUGCAUUGCAAAGGGCCUUGGUAUUCAGGUCCUUGGGAUAAUUUCUCUCUCUGCUACAGUUUCACAGCCUCAGAGAUACCUAGCACGUAUGUUCUUUUUGGCCUUUUUGUGUGUUCAGUUUAACCUCAGUGACAGUCACUCAUACGCAUAUAUCUUCCUUUAUGCAACACAAUCACUUUUCAAAACCAGGGCCAUGUGUUACCCUGGCAAGGAUCUCUCUCAUUCGUUCAACUUUACUGCAAGCACUUCUGCAGCAAAUCAAAAUGUUAUACGAGGACUUGAUUAAAAUAACUCUGUAAUUCUCUGGGCGAAGGCAAAUGUAGAACUCGGAUCCACUCAAGUGAGGUUUUCCAAUGCUGCGUUCAGAAGCCUCCAGUUCUGAUGACCUAGUAGGUAUCUAGGUGAUCUGAUGAUCUAGUAGGUAUCACUCAUGUAUCUACUUUUAAUGAACUUUUUUGGUACUAUUUUUAUAGCAUUUUUAUAUGUAAUCACAUUUUACUAUACAAUUUAACAUUUUAUUUUCAGUUUUAAGAUGUGCUUGUUUACAAGAUGCAUCUCACUUGUAUCACGAGGCUAGCUUGGUAAGUGUCCAGUAGAAAUCAGACUAUUUCAGUAGCUAACGAAUGUUGUCAAGAUUGACAGACAUUCACAUUUGAUUGUUUGGGUUUAUGGCUCUCUCAAAGAAUUUUGCUCUGUUUCUGUCCUUGGUUCUCAUGCAUAAGAAAUCCAUGUGGUUUGGGGUCUCUGAGACAUGAGGUUUGUGUGCUUUAUCUUGCCUAAAAGAAAUGCAAAACUCAAGAACUCUUGGUUCGGAGAUGAUAGUUUUUUGUGGUUUCUUAGUUGAUCUAAUAAAAGGUAUGAUCUCUGAACCAAAAGUGCUAGAGUUUUGCAUUUCUUUUUGUCUCACGGCUACCAAAUACAUCCCAUUAUCUUGCUUAAAGAAGGACGCACAGUGCACAGCUUGCCUGUUGGAGAGAAACCCCAGGGCCCAUCCUGCAACAGCAGCAGCAAAGUUUAACUUCCAUCACUCGUGCAACUGUGGUCUUUGGGAAGUUGAUUCCAGAUGCUUUAAAAAGGUGCAGUAGGAUCUGCUCAAAAGAGGCAGUCUAGUGAAAUGGUUUUAAUGGUGAUUUAAUGUAGUGAUGGUGAAUGCAAUGGCCGCUGCUUAUUCUGAAGGGGACUGACGAAAUUUCUGUUUGAUGUGGAAGCAUCUGGUCAGUGCCAGUGGGAUAAGUAAUGGUUAACAUGUAAGAUGCCAAAUACCGAUCCUUUUAAUACUGUGGCAGUCAAAGGAGGAUUACAAGAGGAAAAGCAGUGACCAGUGUUUUUUAUACUUAGGGUUUUAAUGCAGUUCUUUCACAAAGUCUCUUCAUUGGAUACGAGCUCUCGGUUCACAGCAGAGAGCUGGCUGGUUGAGGGGAUUCCUGGUCGCAUCGUGGUUAUGUUUGAGACGGUUAUUUUUGUUGGCAUUCUUGAAGGAUGGUUCUGGACAGGCGGGUCCUUGUGAGUGUAUUCCUCCUCCCCUGUUACCAACUUUUAGCACACCCCAGAGCCGUUGUAGCUGCAGGAAGGAAAGCAGCAUUGCACUCUGCCUCGUGCAUCAUCAGCAGACUCGCCGCUUGAAUUUCUUGGCUGUCUCUCUGGUGCCAUGUGAAGCGGAAAGAACAGAACUUGAUCUUCAGAUAGCCAGAGCUUGACGUUAGAAAUGCUGUGGUUUUGUCUUGUACAAUGAACAGGCUGACAUGGGAGGGACACAUUCCAUGUGGGAUCUCGAUCCUCUUUACAGGACAGGUUUCCUGACCAUAACAAUGCUUUAAACUGUGGCACCAGGUAAGGAAAAUGAG